Molecule: messenger RNA, 3009 nt
Organism: Misgurnus anguillicaudatus (oriental weatherfish)
Lineage: Eukaryota; Metazoa; Chordata; Actinopteri; Cypriniformes; Cobitidae
Source: RefSeq, a predicted model, not a curated record
UGCACUAAGACCUCCGACCUAAACAGAUCUCGUGUUUGUUGAGUUAAAACCGAAUUGUUGUAUAACGCAUCAUAGCAAAAAGGCUAACAAACUCAAGAAUUACCCUCCAAUUAACAUUAGCCCUUUCUUUAUGGCAUAGAUAUCGUAUUCAUACAGAGAGAACAAAGCUGCAUACCUUAAUCUUUUGCUUGUUUCUCUUCUUUCUUAAUUAAGCACCUGAUGAUUUUGACCUUUUCCUGUCCAUUUCUGUGUUUAUUUGGUACGACCAUAAGUCAAGACUAAUUCACCUUAGUGACCACACAAUUGUUAUAAUCGUUUUGUAUUACCUACAUUUAUUAGCAAUUUCACACAAUUCAGAAAAAAAAGUUUUCCCUGUCAAAGCUAUGUUUACAUCCACACAAGCGCGUUGAUGGGUGCGACAAAAAUGACUUCAACGCAAAGUAGGCGGUUCAGCAGAGGCUCGCUGACAGCACUUAAACAUGGAAAAAAGUUUUCAUGAUUUUGUCACAGAGUGACUUUAUAGGGCGAAACUAAAAUUGGUGAAGAUUGGUUCCGCCCGAAGAGAGGUUCCGGCCGGACCGAAUUUUUCAAACACCAGUACUUCCUGGUUUCCAAUGGCAACAUAAAUCAUGGCUUUACGAGCAACAGGUGUGGAGGUUUUAUGUGGCAACUCGUGAUUGGAAGAUGUGAUGAGGACGGGACAUAUAAAUAGACCCAUAGAAACACUAGGAGCUACUUACCGGAAGAAUCGUCAAGGACGAUCAACGGUGACAGGACAGCCGAUGGUGAGAGGAGGAUCGGACAUCUGCAAGAAGGAGAUAAAGACAGAGUGUUACCGUCCUACGUGAGUUACUCUAUACAUUGUACUGUAUAUCAUUAAGGGGAAGUGCAUUAUUCAACGUGUGUUGUAAGCCCAAGAUAAACAGGUUAGUGGCCCCACUGUGGAAAGGAGUGUGGGUGAGCCGGGGAGUACAAGUGGAAGAAAACGCAGGAGGCCGGGCGGCCAUCUUCAGGUUCCUUUUCCCCUCCACUAAGAACAACGCCCAACGAAUCACAAGACGAACCCUAGUCAAUUGUGGCUCUGUCCUUAUUUCACUUAAAGUGUGUGGAAUGCUGUGGGUGAGUCCUUGUCUUUAUUGUGAGUGUGUACACUUGAAAGCUUGCAGUGUAUUGCUGUGCUUGUGUUGACAGAAGCCACGUCGAGAUUAGAGGAGUCGUGGUGAUAUUUGUGCGCGUUGAGGCUAGAGGAGUGCUAUCCGAAGGCAGAUAUAAAUAGGACUUCAUGCAUAAAUUGUUGGAUCCUUUCUGGCUCUGUAAGGGCAGUGGUGAAGUAUACCUGCAAACCUGACUAGUGUGAGUAAAAAUCCUAAAGUGUACUGUUAUACUUGGACGAAGGGGUACUGCUAUAACGUCAGUGUGAAAUAACCAUCCUUGUGUGGAGCCUCUUCAAAGGUUCGCCCCUGCUCAGUAUCUCUGGAACUGUAAGUGGAGGAGGAGCGAGGGAAGCGUUCGGCUCUGCACAACCAUCUCCAACGGCCUGGAAAUCAUGGAAAACCAAUUUUACUCACUCCAGAGACUUAAUGCUUGCAGGCUUAAGGAUCUCCAGUGUAUGAAGUUAUUUUCUGGGCAUUUAAGUGGCGGAAUUGUCGGUCUCAGUAACAUCUGCAAGUCCCUCUUAGACGCACAUGUCAAUACCACCACUGGGGUGUGCUCCAAUUACAAAGAUAUCAGGAAAAAUAUUGAACAUGCUGAACAGUGCAUGCAAAAGGCAGAAGAAAUUAUUAAAGAAAAGCUGGGAUGUUUGGAUCAACGCAUGGAGCAACUUAUUGGUGAUAAACAAAAAGCUGAGCAGCAGAAGAAAGGAAAAAGCAUGGCCAUUGAUAAAUUACACAAAGAGAAAGCGUCUGCUGAGGAAUUAUUAAGCAUUUCUAAAGCAGCUUUAGAUCAAGCUACAAAACAAGUCGAAUCAGCACAGUAUGCUCUAAAUGUAGCACAACAGAGGAUGGACUCUCAUCGAGAUGUUGCAAUUGCAGGUGGGGUUCUGCUUGUAAUACCAAUUAUCGGAUGGAUUGCUGGUUCUAUAAUGCUAAGUGAGGGACUGCGGGUCUUAAACGAGGCUACAGAUUUCUACAAUGCUACUGAAAGGGAGAAACAAAUGUCUGAAUCGAAAGUGAGAGAAUGCACUAACAAAAUAUAUGAAUGUGAGAAAAACAUUGUUUCUGCACAAAAUGAAAUUGAGAUGAGCAGUCAGCAACUGAAGAAGAUUGAGGAGGAGAUCAAAGGGGUUCAAAAGGAUCUGGAGGAUACUGGCAGUGUUCAGCAAAUGGUCAGGACCGUUAUGAAUUGCCUGAGUGUUCUUACUGGGAGAAUCACUGUACUGGAGAGGCAAACUCAAUGUUUCAUCCUCUGGGAGCCUGUUGUAGAGAUCAUGAAAGAUGUGGUGAAGGCAAUCGUAAAUAUUGCAAAGAAUGAUUUCUUUGGUAGUAAUGAUCUACAAGGCCUCAUAAACACAUUGAAUCAGAAUGUGGGAUCACUACGGGCUUUAUGCAAUUCUCCCAGUCAUUCUGAAUAUAAUACGUUUUACUGAUCAUCUCCAACUUGCAUAAUUAAGAUUAUGCAUUGAACCACUGCAAAUACCUUUGUAAACAGUUCUGGACAAUAACGCAUGAUGGUUUGUUUGGUAGCUGUUUAGCUCACCAUAUCUUGCAAAAAAGACACCUGACAUGUAUUACACAACUUUAUACCACAGGGCUGUUAAAUGUUUCACAGGUGUCGAUAAUUGUUAAAUAAUCAUGUCUGUCAAAUGUCUUAAAAUAACUACCAGAGCGAUGUCUUAGCGAUGUUUGUGAAGUAAUCUAAUUAACCACAUAACUGCAUAGCCACCUUUCACUAUAAAAAAUGCAGCAUGAAAUUAAAACAACUUAAAAGCACAUUGAUUCUCCAGGUCAAUUCAACUAUUUUAAGUUUUGUCUGAAAAGUUGACAUUAAAGUAAGAUAUACUGCAUUCAA